CAUGCCAUCUUCUCCCUCGCGCCUGCAAAUGGCAUUUCCAUACUUCACAGCUCUCUUGGGCCUGAUUUCCUAAUGCUCAAACCAUGCUGCCUUCCAAGAGGCAGCUUCUGGCCGAUGAAGAGCUCGGGAAGAAGGACGACGAUCAUCGACCGCGAGCCAACCGCGACCAGGUCUGGUUAUCGAAACAAUGGAAGCCUCCUCGUCGGCGUCGGUUCCUCUGGGGAUUCCUUGUUUUGUGUCUGAUAUAUUUGUUUCUCAGAAACUUACCGGCCGAUCUUGCUCCUGCAAACGCUCGAUCCAACCCCUACCUCUCCCAAGAGCGACAGCAGUCACCAAUCACAGCAUCCUUUCCUCCGCAGGAACCUCCCCCGCGAGAUGAAUCUGCGGAAGCCAAUAACGAUUAUUAUUACGAGGGGAAAAUUAGGUUGGUCUCUUUGGCAAAGACGUUACAACGUUUCCAGAAUCCUCGGAGUCGUUAUGGGAACGCAGCUAGCGGCGUUGUCAUGUUUGGCGCCGCAAACCUCAAAGCUGUGUCGGAUUUACUGCCUCUCGCUUGUCAUAUGACACGCCAACAACUGAAUGAAGUUCAUUUCGUGCUCAUGGGAAGGGAUGACAUACCAGUUGAGACAAUACAGCAUCUAAAUGGCAUAACGGAUGUGGACUGUCCGAUCAAUUGGCAUGAUGCUCGACCGGACUAUGCACAGUGGUCUACUGAUCCUCGGAUGGAGGAAGCUGUCCUGCUUGCUCUUGGCUAUUUGCAACUUUAUCUUCGUCCGCAGGUUAUGAUAACACAAGGGAUGACACUAGAGGACUCGUUUUUCUCUAUAGGGGUUGAAUUAGCGGCCCAAAGACUUGGAUUACCUCAUAUCGUGCUUCCUGGUUAUGCUCAGGACUUAAUGUGGAUGUCACUUCUGGACAGCAGUGCUCUUCAAGCCUGGAACGAGCUAAAGAUCGAAAUUUUAGUCCAGGCUCCUUCGGGAUCUUCUGGGUCUAUGAUCAGGUUGCUUCGCUCUUUGGAAGAAGCCGACUACCUUGGAUCAAUACCGGGCUUGGUCAUUGAACUUCCCCAACAUGUAGACCCACAUCUCCUUCGAUACCUACGCGAAAUGAAGGGGCCCUUCACGUCGAAUGAACAAGUAACUCUUCGCCGUCACAUACAGCCACAUACUUUAAAGCCGGCAGAGGCCUCUUUGGAAACUGUAGAGGCUUUCUAUCCUAGAGAUUCAAACACGUCACAUGUCCUCAUGAUUUCGCCCCAGACAGAGUUGUCGGCGUCUUUCUACCACUAUCUGAAGUAUACUAUACUAAAAUAUAGAUACUCACGUGGCACGGGACAGUCCUCUCAGGAUCUGUUUGGGAUUUCACUUGAGCUCCCCUCCUCGCUCCCUACAAAUGAAGAACCCUUCAGCCCCCGGCAGACGGACAUCACCUUCAUUGCUGACAAGAAUUACGGAGAGACACUGCCCUUGUUUCUCUGGCAAGCCCCAAACAGCAACGCGGCAUUGUAUUUCGGGGACAAGUGGAUAGAGCUCCAUUCUUUCCUUUCAAGUCGCCUGACCCUGCAGGAAAGUACAGCCCACGAUACCGCAGAGGAAAAAGUAAUCUCAAAGAAAUACCCGGCUGUGAUGGAACAUCUUCUCGAGCUUAUGCGCGGGCGUGGAUAUUACAUGCUUUACCCAGCGUUCGAAGUCAAAGGACCUUCACUGGUUACGGUUCACCACGAAUUGUACCACGCACCGGAAGAAUUCAGGCCCGAUGCCUCAUCAAAGCUGCCUGAUCGUGAAGAGAUAGAUGAUUUGUCUCGGCCACCCAAAGCGUCCGCGGAGAAACCCGUGAGUCGAGCUUUCACAUUAAUGCCUUUGUUGGACCAGUUCUCAAUGAGUCUGCCUGCGAUCGAUACAAUGCCCUUGCUGUCGUACACUGGUCACGAAACAUCUCGCGCGGACUGGAGCCAAAACACCAGGAACUAUGUAGAAGAGUUCAGGAUUCGUCAUGGUGGUUGCUCAACCCAGGACCCUGCAGAUGCAACCCCGAUGUCGUUGUUUUGCAUGAACGAGGAAGACUAAAGGGGACAGAAAGAGUGAAACCACGACAUAUACAUCAUAUAUUCCAAAGAUUUUGGACAUUGGGAACCUUGAGGAUAGUGGUUCCAUGCUUUUCUAUAGUAAUCUUUCCCUCGGAUCCAGUGGAAGACGAGGAACGACUGGGACUGGAACGCGGACAUCCAAUAUCUUCUCA
This is a messenger RNA of Aspergillus steynii IBT 23096, 2238 nucleotides long. RefSeq lists its product as uncharacterized. Lineage: Eukaryota; Fungi; Ascomycota; Eurotiomycetes; Eurotiales; Aspergillaceae. Bases 84 to 2066 code for a protein of 660 amino acids. The record is from RefSeq and is a predicted model, not a curated record. The transcript has 3 exons.